Molecule: messenger RNA, 285 nt
Organism: Plenodomus lingam JN3
Lineage: Eukaryota; Fungi; Ascomycota; Dothideomycetes; Pleosporales; Leptosphaeriaceae
Source: RefSeq, a predicted model, not a curated record
AUGGCCAACUCAGCCUGCGUUGAGCCUGGGACGUUGAUCGUUGGCUUCCUCACGACCUAUGCGGUGUCGCUCCUCUCAUCAGAAAUGGUAGAUAGGCCGUACCGGUACUCUGGCUUGGGACGCGAGUUUUACCUGCGCUACGUAGGAUCUAUUCAUCUGACCUACACGUACCAUAGUGGCUCGACAUUGCUGACCCUCAUGUGUGUCCUGGAGGCAUGCACCAGAUUCGGCAUGAUAGAACAGAAGCUGUCAGAGCUCAGAAGUCGCAUUAUAGUACUCAACUAG